Messenger RNA from Arabis nemorensis, 564 nucleotides. Lineage: Eukaryota; Viridiplantae; Streptophyta; Magnoliopsida; Brassicales; Brassicaceae. The record is from the annotation of a GenBank genome assembly.
AUGGCUACAGCUACAACCUUAUCAUCAUCAUCAUCGCUACAGUUCAUCAAUGGCUCACACAGAUUUAUCUCUGUAACUCCUUUCUCUUUUACCUCUAUCUUCCUCCGCCGUCGAAUCCGUCGCCUGAAACCCUCGUUCGCUUCGUACCGGAGCUCUCAGUCGCGUAGACGAUACGAAUCGGACGAUCGAUUCUUCGGUGGGUACGACGAGUACGAUGUUGUUCCUGAAGACGAUGGGUUUAGCGACGAUGAAGAAGACGAGAGAGAAAGUAGCGUCGAUCUUCUGAUUAGAUUCUUAAGAAGCAUGUUUAAGAAGGUCUCUAAGCGAGCUAAAAAGGCAUCUCGACGGAUUUUACCAUCCGCCAUGUCUCCUCGAUUAGUGUCUUUUGCAGUAGAUGGGAUAUUGCUAUUGGGUUCACUUUCAAUAACAAGAGCAUUUCUUGAGGUAAUAUGCAAUCUUGGAGGAACGGUCUUUACGGUGAUUCUGAUGAUCCGAUUGUUCUGGGCGGCAGCUUCGUUCUUCCAGACUUACGGGAACUCUUUUGGACCAAACCCGUUAACUUAA